CAGUACAAAUUGGGGGGCCAGGGGUGGAGGGGAAGCUCCUGGGGUCUGUGUGUUGCAGGUCGUGGUGACUCUGGUCUGUGGGCUCUGCGGGGUGAACAGCCAGCAUGACGACGGACCAGCAGGCAGAAGCGCGGUCCUUCCUCAGCGAGGAAAUGAUUGCGGAGUUCAAGGCCGCCUUCGACAUGUUCGACGCGGAUGGCGGCGGGGACAUCAGCACCAAGGAGCUGGGCACCGUCAUGCGCAUGCUGGGGCAGACCCCCACCAAGGAGGAACUGGAUGCCAUCAUUGAGGAGGUGGAUGAAGAUGGCAGUGGCACCAUUGACUUCGAAGAGUUCCUGGUCAUGAUGGUGCGGCAGAUGAAGGAGGAUGCCAAGGGCAAGUCGGAGGAGGAGCUGGCAGAGUGCUUCCGCGUCUUCGACAAGAACGCAGAUGGGUACCUCGAUGCCGAGGAGCUGACCGAGAUUUUCCGAGCCUCUGGGGAGAGCGUGACUGAGGAGGAGAUUGAGGAGCUCAUGAAAGACGGGGACAAAAACAAUGAUGGACGCAUCGACUUUGAUGAGUUCCUGAAGAUGAUGGAAGGUGUGCAGUAAAGGACCGACGUUCCUGCAAGCCAGGCCCUGCUCCAUGGCCGCACAGCCAAGCCAAGCCCACUUUGGGAGCAGCCUCCAGCCAGAGCACCUGGUCUCCCCUGCCCUGUGAAGCGCUCACUUUGUACAGUUCCACUGCUCCCUGAGACUGGCUCCCUUGUGGCCGUGCCCCGGGGCUGGUGGGCUGUGGACUCACCUCUCACAUGGCUGGAAAGAGCCUUUCCCCCAUCUGUAAACGCUGUGUAUAGUAUUGAAGCCUCAUUAAAAGGGUCAAAGGUUUGAA
Molecule: messenger RNA, 870 nt
Organism: Gopherus evgoodei (Goodes thornscrub tortoise)
Lineage: Eukaryota; Metazoa; Chordata; Testudines; Testudinidae
Gene: TNNC2
Product: troponin C2, fast skeletal type
Exons: 6
Coding region: 105-590 (161 amino acids)
Cellular component (GO): myosin II complex
Molecular function (GO): calcium ion binding
Source: RefSeq, a predicted model, not a curated record